ACAGCUCAUAGCAAUGCUGGAUCCUUAACCCACUGAGUGAGGCCAGAGGUGGAACCCACAACCUCAUGGUUCCUAGUCGGAUUCGUUUCUGCUACACCACGACGGGAACUCCCUAGGAUCUGGCCCGUCUUAGGCGACGAGGAGGAAUGAAUUGAAGCUAACUGUCCAGCUGGUCAAGAAGCAACAGUCACUUAGCCCGAACAGCGGCCAUGUGGUCAUGUUUGUGGUUUGGAGAGUGUCCUGUUCUGGUCUGAGCUCAGCCAUGAUCACGGCCAGUCUCAUCUGGUCUGGAGCCUGUCACAGGGCAGAGUGGCCCUGUGAUCAGGGUUCAGUGAGGUUACAUUCACAGGAGUGGACCAAGCACCCCAACCCGUCUAGCCAGACCAUUCCCACUCCACGCGGCUCUUUCUCUUCCUCCAUGGCCCCUUCUAGUGGGGUUGGGAGGGGGGAUGGAACCGGCCCUCGGGACGAACAUCUCGGUAUCCAGAGCGCCGCCGCCGCCCAUGGGUGGCGGGACUGGGCUUAGACUCCCUGCUUUUGUGCCCACGAGCCAUCCGGUUCUCUCAGGCGCAGUUGCUGCCCUUAAGGCUGUGGACAGCAGGCAUCCGUGGGCACAGCACGGGCAGUUACACAAACAAAACUGGCUGACACCAGAUCCUAAAGACAAGGGCCUCGAUUGCCAAGCCCCAGGCCAUGAAAACUGCCCCGGAGUUGGGCUGGUCUUUCCCUAGGGACCCUGCCGGCUUUUCUGGAGGUCGGUUAUGAACCGUCUGCCCGACCGUGGCAUUUAUGCAGUGUGUAUACAGAGGCCACAAGAAGGGUCUGAUGAGAACUGAAUCCCCAUCGGUUAGAUGAGAGGUUCAAGGCUGCGUGAUCCGCGAGUGCGUUGACAUUCACCUGGUUCGUUGCACUGCCAGAGCGAUUACUCGGGUUUCCUAACCCCACAAAUUCCGUCUUCUGGUUGUAUUGGCUUCCGAGGAGUAAGCUGCCUCUCUGUCACCUCCCCUGCCGCUCUUCAGAAAGGGUCAUUGGUCUGAUGUAACCAAAGGGCUGGAAUUAAAAGGCGGCCCAUUGGUCUGUUGGAAUAGUCCUUAUCCGUUAGCUGAGCAGCUCCCCUGCCCACCCCAGGCGCUUGGAAGCUCACCCGCUUGCCCAUGUUCUCUGGUGUCCUAGCAACUGGAACUCAUCUGCGCUCUGGCCAGGACAGAGGCCAUUCUCUCCCUGACUGCUGUGACUUGCAGGCUCUCCAGGGCCCUGAGGACCUGAAAGGUCCACUCCCAGGUGUACUGAAAGCCCUCACUUUUCCCCAUGGACUCCCAGAACGCCAGCCCAGCCGACCCCAAUCUCAGCAGAAUGAGCUUCUCGCUCACGUUCUCGGAGCUGGUCAACAUCGCCCUCCCGCAGUGUGGGGUGCUGAACUUCAAGGCCCUGCACCUCCUGCUGCAGGGUAUCCUGGAGCACAUCCACAUGGCCGAGCUCAAGAAGGUCCUCCCAGGGGACGAGGACUUCCUCCAGACCCCGCAGGCCGUGUCCACGCCCCGGGAGGGAGACGUCCAGCCCAUCCUCAACCCCAUGCAGGGGCUUGGCAGCGUCUUCGACCAGGUGGUGAGCCGCGUGGACAGGAUGGAGAGCCAGCUGGCCCUGCUGCAGGAUCUGCCCUCUACCUCCCAGCUGCUGGAGGGCAGCAAGGGCACCGGCCAGCCCGCCCAGGACCUGUGGCAACAGAUAAAGCUCCGCAAGAUGGUGGAGGGCAAUGAGGAAGCUGUGGCCAAGUCCAUGAAGACCCUGCAGGAUUUGCUCACUGAUAUUUAUGCACUCAAGGUCACCAUCGAAACCCUUAAGAAGGAUGUGGCCAUGCUGAAGGUCAUCGUUGGCAAGAUACGUCCUGAAAGAAUAGACACUUUCUCUGAAGAUUUGAAAGGGCAGAACAGGAAGAUGAGUGUGCUGCAGGAGGAAGUGAUUUCCCUGCAGAGCAGGAUCGUCACCAUCCCCAAGCCUGAGGACGUGGUGCUCUGGAGCAGCCUCCACGAGGCCAUGUUCACCCCGGGAACGGCUCCCGCGAUGGUGGAUGAUGCCGACCUGUGGCAGAUUGCAGGACACGUCCCAGAAAUGGACCUCCGGACGCCCGAGCGCUACAAGGCAGCGAGUCGCAGCCAGGUCUCUGAGGCCAUCCGGCACCCCCGGCUCCUGGAGAGCGCCUGGCAUUACCAGGUCCCGGGGCAGCUACCGGAGGAAGAGUCUCCCCAAGAAGUUCCACUCAGCAAGGCCCAGGAGCGGGAACAGCCCCAGACGCUCGACCCUGGGCCCAGGCCUGGACCUGGGCCUGCACUGGGUCCUCAGCCCACACCAGCAGGAUCCUGGCCUGUACCACCACGUGGCUGGCCUCCUCCCAGAGACUUGCCGGGGACCAGCACUGGGCCUUUCUGGGGCUUAGGUUACUUUCAGCCUGGCCUGGGCCCGCCAGGCUCCCUGCCUGCCCAGCUCCGGGGCUCUGGGGCCCCACCCCCAGCCGUGGAGCUGGGUUCUGCUUGGCCUCGCUCACUGUGGUCACGGUAUCGCCAGGCAGAGACUCCCAGGCUCUCGUCUGUCUCAGAAAAGAUGGAAGAGCGUGACUCUGCGGAAGUAGGUGUCCCUCAGGACGGAGCCCCGAGGGCUGGGACCCCCAAGGAGGCCCUCUCUGAGGGACCCCAGUCUGACCUUCAGCGGCUCAAAUCCAGUGCUGCUACUGCAGCUGCCGCGGCCGCCACCUAUGCAGCUGCAGCGACAUCAGCAGCCCAGGCAGCUAAGGCUGCUGCCAGGCUGAUCAGGGACACCCCUACCACCAAAUUGCCCACCAUAGCAACAUCCACGGCCACAUCCGGGCCCUCAGGGGUCCCGGGAGACAUCCAGGGCACAGGGUCCCCCCGCGGGGCCUCCAGCUCUGUGGCCUUCACCGAUGACGGUGAGCCGGAAGACCUGCGAGAGAUGGACUAUGAGGAAAUCCUCUCCCCUUCGUUGUCUCCACCCGGCAUGGCCCUGUCCCAGGCCAUGCUGGCUGCCAAACAGGCCACAACCCCCGAAGACAAGAAGAAGGCCGUCAGGUCCUCCAUGAACCACAUGGCCUGGAUGCCCGUUAGACACGACUCCCUGAAAGGAGAGCUUGCCCAGCUGUCAGCCAGCCUAGAGCAGCGCAUGACUUACCUAGCUAAUAUGGGAGCCUCUUCCAAGCUUGGGACAACAGUAGACGUACUGCAGGAGAAGAUUGGCAUCCUCCAGAAAUCCAGGAUGAGGGAGGAAGAACUUGAGAGGAUUUGGGGCCACCAAAUCGAAAUGAUCAAGGACCACCACGUGGUGCUGGACAGGGCAGUGGACAAGCUCCAGACCCACCUGGAUGAGUUAAAGGUCGUCCAUUCUCAAAUUAAAAACCUAGAAAUGUACAAGGCAGAUAAAACUGUGAUGGAGCAGGAGCUAAAAGAGAAAGCUGACAGGAGCACCCUGGCAAGCAAGGCGAGCCGGGCUGACCUGGACACAAUGGCAAUGGAGCUGAACGAGAUGAUUCAGGGGAUGCUGUUCCGGGUCAUGGCCAAUGAGGAUGACUGGAAGAAAGCUGUGGCUCAGCUGGGCAAGGACCUACGCACCAAACUGGUUCACAGUGAUUUGCAUGAUCUGAAGAAAGACAUAGAUGAGGUCUGGAAGAUAGUCAGGAAGCUGCUGAUUGAAGGCCUCCGCUUUGACCCCGAUAGCGCUGCCGGCUUCAGGAAGAAGCUGUUCGAGCGGGUGAAAUGCAUCUCCUGCAACCGGCCUGUGGAGAUGAUGACCAGCCCGCCACUUGUCACCGUCCGCAAUGCCCACCUGCUGUCGCGGCUGCGGCCAGCCAGCGCCAACAGCUAUGAGUACCUGCAGCGGCAACAGAUGAGGGAACAGCAGCGGCUGCAGAAGCUGCAGAGCCUUGGAGCCCAGGAGAGGAGUCUGGACUUGCUGGGCUCCCAGCAGGACUGGGGUGAUGGCCCCAGAAACGAUGCCAACCUGAAGUUCAAGUCAUGCAACCUGUCGACGCUCUACCCCUACGGGGACCCUGAGUUGUUGAACUAUGACACCGCCGAGGUGGACAUCCUGGGAGUGGACGGGAUCCUGUACAAGGGUCGAAUGAGCAACAAAGACCGGCCGCGGCUAGUGACUGGGGCCGAGAAGGAGCUGGCAGCCGUGAAAGCUCCACAUCCCCCGGCUCAAAACCCGAGCGAGGGUGUGCGCCCGGGAGACUUGCUCGGAGCCGUCUACCCCUGUGAGUACCUGUUCCCACCUCCCGGAGAGUCUGGCGGGUGUCUGGUGAGCCCCAGCCUGGCUCUCUCCUGCCCCACCUCCUCCAUCUCUCACCUGCUCUGCCCGGGCCUGGGCUGGAACAGGUCCCUUGAGGGGCCCCCACCCAGCACUCGGUACCCAGCGCCCUGGCCAGGGCUUCCAGGCAUCCUGGGAUCUAGCUUCACCCUUCAGCCAGUGCACCCUUCGGCUGGACCAGGCACCUGUCCCCAGGUGUCUAGCCGGCUGCAGGGGUGGGACAAGGGGGCCCCGUUCAUUCCCUUGGGUGUCUGUGCUGGGGACCCAUGAGCCAGGUUGGGGAUAAGUGAGCCCCGCCUCCCCGGCUUGACAUUACCGUGCGCCAGGCAGCUGCGAGUGCGUUCCAGCACACAAGGCACCUCCUCCCCUCUUAUCUCGCCCAGUCCUUGCCCCGCUUGCCCAUUUUAAAGCAAGGAGGGAGUUCCCUGGGGGCCUAGCAGUUAAGGAUCUGGCAUUGUCACUGCUGCAGUGCAGGUUCCAUCCCUGGCCCAGGAACUUCUGCAUGCCAUGGGCUGAGGCACAGCGACUUGGAGCUGGGGAGUCAGAGCUGGGCUGGAGCCGAGGUCCUGGACCCCAAACCAAACCCUGCGUCCUCUCUGGUCCCUGUGUUAGGCCCCACCUCUCUGGUUUCACUUCUCCUGGGCAGACACCACCACCUCCCCCCACAGCCAAGGUGUAAGUGCAGGGAGCCUGGGACUGGAGAUGGAGUACCUCCAGGCUUGGGGUGACCCUGGGGAGCCAGCCUCCCUCCCUAUUGUUUUUUUUUUUUUUUUUGUCUUUUCUAUGGCUGC
This is a messenger RNA of Sus scrofa (pig), 5105 nucleotides long. It is a transcript of the gene C3H16orf96, whose product is annotated as chromosome 3 C16orf96 homolog. Lineage: Eukaryota; Metazoa; Chordata; Mammalia; Artiodactyla; Suidae. The record is from RefSeq and is a predicted model, not a curated record.